Messenger RNA from Xenia sp. Carnegie-2017, 4477 nucleotides. RefSeq names its product von Willebrand factor D and EGF domain-containing protein-like. The coding region runs from base 19 to 4299 and encodes 1426 amino acids. Gene Ontology annotation, molecular function: calcium ion binding. The record is from RefSeq and is a predicted model, not a curated record. Lineage: Eukaryota; Metazoa; Cnidaria; Anthozoa; Malacalcyonacea; Xeniidae. The transcript is spliced from 23 exons.
ACAGUUGUUCAUUCCAUCAUGGAAAGUAUAGUUGUUAUAACUUGUGCCAUAUUUGUUUUACUUCAUCAAGCCACGUUAGCAAAUGCACUUCAUACGCAAUGCCACCAGAAUUACGAGGUUAUUGACCAGGUGUGGCGCAGCACAGCGUACGAACGAAAAGCAGGGGAAACAUCAAGAUGCGAUCGUACAUUCAUAAAGAAUGAUCAAUGGUACCGAUUCAAAAGCAUCGUUGGUAAUGAAAUUCCAACGACUAAACCAGGUUAUAGAAAAUGUGGAACAGAUGCGCCGAUUUGGAUUGAUGGAAAACAUCCUACGAUUGAUGAAGGCAUAAUAAGUGUAAAGGCCUGUGCGAAUAUACGGCGCAUCAGACCUUUUGGUUGUGGAACGCAUUACACGCUAAGAGUAGUGAACUGCGGUGAUUUUUAUCUUUAUCGUUUAAAGAGACCUUGGCAAUGUAAUUUGGCAUAUUGUGCAGGAUCCAAAAUACCAGUUGCUUGUUCUGUGUCUGGAGACAAGCUUCCAGUCUGUGCAGGUAUUGCCCCAAAAUUUACCAUACCACAAGCAAACGUAUACCCAGAAAAUGCUGAAUACGUUAAACUAUUGUGCUCAUGGGAUCAUAGCGCCGAUGGAUCCUUGUUAGAGUUUGAAGCCCGAUGGAUUGGAGACAAAGAUGACAAAUUAAGACGAAUACGUAAAAAAUUCAGUGGAACAGAACCAAGACAGUUUUUUUACGAGCAUGAAUUUGCAGGAAAAGGAGAAGAUGAAGAUCCUGACGUUAAAAACUAUGCAUUCAAUAAAAUGGUUUAUUGUGAAGUCAGGUCAAGAUAUCUUUUGAAGUCAGGUCAAGAAGUCGGAGAUUGGUCACUAUGGAAGCAAAGUCGUAGAAUUUAUACAGGGAUUACAGUUUUUCCAAGUGUUUUCAAUUUGGAUGAAUGCGGUAACAAACAAAAGAAAAGUAUUUUAUUGACCUUGACUCCCGAGCUCCCCAUUCGUGUAAAACCGUUUUUAGUUGAUACUGACGUAUCAAAGCAAAAUGAAGGCGAUAGAGUAUGUUUAAGUGGUAGCGAAACCCAUGAUAUUUGUCGAAUUACGUUUACUGAAAACCACAACCAGUCAUCACCAUUGAAAAUAUUGUUGCAAGCAUCGUGUUCACAGUUUACUGCUGCAAAUGGUUUUAAAACUCAGGAACUAAAUUUACGUCCUUUAACAGACAGUAACAUGUUUUGGAGUUCUUAUCAAUUUUUGCCUAUCGUGAUAACUGUGGCGAAAAGUACCAAAAAGACGUGUAAAUCAGUUACAGAUCCUCAUUUUACAUCAUUUGACGGAAAGUAUUUUGACUUCCAAGAAGUCGGAACGUUCCUCUUAUAUGAAAACGAACAUAUAGGAACUCGGAUUGAAUCAAGGCAAAAAUCAUGCGGAAGCAGCUUGUCCGCAAGUUGUAACUGUGGAAUAGCCAUAAAAGAAGGACAGUUUUACAAGAUAUUUGACAUGUGUCAAGUUAAUGCUAAUGAUGUCAAGGAAUGGUGGACAAAUCCUCAAAACUUGGUCAUUCGCAGGAAAUGUCUCAGAGACUCCCCGAUAAAUGGAUUUAUAACUGAAAAAACGGAAGAUGGAACGACGACAACUUAUAAGAUAUAUCUUCCAUCCGGAGUGCAAGUGAAGAUAGAGCGUAGAUACUGGGGCUUAAGUACAUACAUCACAGCACCCAGUCCAUUUGAUAAAAGUAAGAAAGAUCCUAAACAUCGUAGUAAAGGCUUAUGUGGGAACUACAAUGGAGAUCCUAACGACGAUUUUGAUGGAGACCUUGCAAGAUUUACCAAUAAGCACAGAGUUCCUGAUGCGUCCACCAUUUUUAAAUAUAAAGGCGACAAAACGCUAGAAGAAAUACGAUUGGAAAAUUGUAAACAAACAACGAUUUGUAGUUGUGAAAAAACUAAAUCUUACUGUGGAGUCGAAGGGAUUAAUAAAUGUUUUCCUUCAGAGAAUGGGAACGACCAUACAAAUAUAGACCAAGGUUUGUGUGGGUCUCGGAAUAAAAGAGAUGCAACAAGAGAUGAUGAUAUCGAUGAUGAUGAUGAUGAAAUUCCACAAUUCAACCCACCUCAAUUAAAUAUCACGCGAAGGAUCCCAACAUGGCCAACACCAAAUGGCCUCACUAAAAACAAAGUGACAGAAAUAUGCAACAAUAAAAUCCGUUUUUCCAAUGCUGGAGAGAGCUGUGGUAAUAUUACAGGCGUAAAUAUUGAUGAUCUAGUUGGUCAGUGUAUCUUAGAUAUCCAGGCAACUGACAACAUAGAAUGGGCUACAGACAACUUUGCUGCCAUGCAAGAAACAUGCAAAAAGAGCAUUUACAAAAACGCAUCCUUCUAUGAGAACAGUACGGAUGGAGAGUUAAAAUUAAAUACGAAAUUUAUAGCUUCACUUUGCCCAAAUGAUUGUUCCAAUCACGGAAAUUGCUCAAAUGCCACAUGUACUUGUGAUGAAUAUUACACAGCAAGCGACUGCUCCAUUUCUCUCCGUGAUCGACCUUACGUUGCAGGUAUACGAAAAGAUGGUUUGUGCGAUGUGAGGAGAAGACCUUGUAGAAAUGUUGGCAUAUAUGGAUUUCCAUUUUUGGAUUCAGCAAAUUUAACAUGCCACGUUCAGGAAUUCAAGGUCAUCGAUUCUCCAUGGAUACCAAAUGAAGCUAUAACUCUUUAUCGGGCAAGUUUGAUGGAUUUUACGGAAGUGAAGUGCUUCCUUCCUGAAUCACCUGUGAACAUUGGUGUGUACGACGAGAUUGGAAUUACUGCUGCUGGCUUAAAAAUUGCUGUCUCAAAUAACGGUGUAAAUGCAUUUGAGAAUUCUAUGACAUUCAUCUCCUACGACUCUGUUUGCCAGGAAUGUAAUGUGACAAAAGGUUGUAGCUUCAAGUCAGAUGCUUGUGUUAUUUCUGGUCACUGCUAUGCACAAAAUGAAAGUCAUCCUUUCAACUGGUGUUUGCAAUGUCUUCCUGAUCUCUCGACAACGUCCUGGCUCCCAAGAAGAGGUAAUCAAAGACCAUACUUCAUUACCUCGUCUGUUUUUUAUGCUUUCCGGGGAAAAGCAUUGAAAGUUCAACUCCGCGCUUUUGACCCAGAAAAUCGUGAUAUUCGCUACAGCUUUGGCAAAAAUGAGAUCACUGGAGCAUCCUUAACGGAAAGAGGCGUUUUUACUUGGCCCCGGGUCACGACAAAUGCAUCGUUAUUUGUCUUUAACGUGACGGAUGAAUGCGGUAAAUACUCGUUGCUAAAUGCAAAUGUUAUUAUAAAAGAAUGUCCAUGCAAAAAUUCCGGGGAUUGUGUGCCUGACGAACAAGAUCUUGAAGGGAAAGGAAAGUUUACAUGCCUAUGUUCAAGUCAAUACACCGGAUCUUUAUGCAAGGAGGAUGCAAACGAAUGUGUUGUGUCUAAACCUUGCGGAAAUGGUAGUUGCGUCAAUCAACAACCAGGAUUUUUGUGUUCUUGUUUCUCAGGAUACACAGGCAAUCUCUGUGAAACAGAGAUUGAUGAAUGUGUAUCUAACCCAUGUUUUCCUGGAGUCUCAUGUACAAACACCAUUGGUUCAUUCAUUUGCGGAUCGUGUCCUUUAGGAUACAGUGGUAAUGGCACAACAUGCCAACGAAUGGAUGGCAAAGUGGACGAGUGUCUUCAAAAUUCUAACAUUUGUCAUGCGAAUGCGAAUUGCUCCUAUAGCAACGGAUCAUACACUUGCCAUUGUAUAAAUGGCUACAUGGGCGACGGGAAAAACUGCACUGAUAUUGAUGAAUGCAUGAUGAAUCAAAAUAUUUGUGUCAGCAAUGCCAAUUGCACAAACACACUGGGAAGUUACUCUUGUCAAUGUAUCCCUGGAUAUUCUGGGAAUGGUACACUUAACUGCUCAGACAUCAACGAAUGUAAAAAAAUACCAUCAGUUUGUCAUGAUAAUGCAACUUGUGUGAAUCACGAAGGAUACUACAUGUGUAGAUGUAACAAUGGAUAUUCCGGAGAUGGAAAGAAUUGUACUGAUGUUAACGAGUGUGAAAAAACGCCAUCAGUUUGUCAUCAAAACGCAACUUGUGUGAAUCACGAAGGAUACUACAUGUGUAGCUGUAAUAAUGGAUAUUCUGGAAAUGGAAAGAAUUGUACUGGCAUUAUUGAUAAGAAUGAGCGUCGAAAAUAUGUCAGAUGCUCUAAGAAUGAAGACAUUAUUUGUGUCAAGCGAACUUUCGCACAAUGCAAACAUGCUGCAGUUAUAUACCAAUGUCCAAGAUUAUGUAAAGUUUGUGGUAUGAAGCCCUGAGACGAUUCAGAGCCUGUUGGAUGUGCUGUAGAAGACAACCUAAAGUGGAGGAAUUUUUUUUACGUAUGUUGACUGUAUUCGAUGAAUGGUAUAAUUUCACAAACUUGUAGUUAUCAGCUCUUAGAAUUUAUAUUGUGUAAGAGUUAUUUAAGAAGAAGAAUUUACUUACUGCAUCAGA